Halichondria panicea is the source of this 668-nucleotide messenger RNA. RefSeq names its product ribosome biogenesis protein SLX9 homolog. The coding region runs from base 63 to 578 and encodes 171 amino acids. NCBI's taxonomy places the organism in Eukaryota, Metazoa, Porifera, Demospongiae, Suberitida, Halichondriidae. The transcript is spliced from 5 exons. Gene Ontology annotation, biological process: maturation of SSU-rRNA from tricistronic rRNA transcript (SSU-rRNA, 5.8S rRNA, LSU-rRNA). The record is from RefSeq and is a predicted model, not a curated record. Gene Ontology annotation, cellular component: preribosome, small subunit precursor; nucleolus; 90S preribosome.
UUUACCCACGUGGACAAACUUUAAUAUUUGUACACACAAAACAACAAAGCUUCGGCGUAAAGAUGGGUAAAGUACGAGUUGACAAGAGAUGCAGGCUCCACUUUAGAGCCAGAGAGACUACUAAACCAGAGACGUCCACAGUUAUAAGUUCUGAAGCUGACAAGACUGUCCCCCUGCCUCGUGAGGUGAUGGAGGGUCUUCCUGUUCUCUCUCUGGAGGACAAGAAGACAGCCGCUGUCUCUCUCAAAAAGAAGGACAGGAGAAAACUGAGACAUUCAUCAUGGCUCAAGAAGAUUGAUGUGUAUCAGAAAGCUAAAGAGAAAGCAAAGGCAACAGAGGAGCGCCAAAAGACAGCGGUGGUGGGUGACAUACAUCCUCUCAUGGAGGCCCUCCCCUCGUUAGAGCUAGAAUAUGUUGAUAAGACAAGCGGCAAACCAUCAAGCAAGCGACCACACAGAGCUGUUGUCAAAGAGAUGGUUCACUUCCACGAGGUUCUCAAGCAUCCAGCCUAUAUCAAGGACCCUCUCAAAACUAUCGCACUGCAUAUAGAGAAUUCUGUAGCACAGGGGUUAACAUGAUGUAGUUUAAGUUGUUAGUUUUAAUAGUUGAAUGUUUGUGUGAAUGUCUUUCAGUUUGUGUGAUUUGCAUACAAAUUUGUGACUUCCCUU